This is a messenger RNA of Alternaria burnsii, 2307 nucleotides long. RefSeq lists its product as uncharacterized. The record is from RefSeq and is a predicted model, not a curated record. The transcript has 2 exons. Bases 1 to 2307 code for a protein of 768 amino acids. NCBI's taxonomy places the organism in Eukaryota, Fungi, Ascomycota, Dothideomycetes, Pleosporales, Pleosporaceae.
AUGUUGCCCACAGCUGGCUUGUUCCUACCGGAAACACUGCAUCGGGCUGAUCUCCCCACUUCAGCGCCUACGGAAACUGACGGAACGAGGCUGAGGUACUUUCAACGCAAGAUCGGGCGGCCGAAGCUGGAGCCCAGCAGCUCUGAAGACCUUCGACCAUCAACUGCCAUUCCGAGAGACACCCCAGACGAUGUAUCGCGCGACUUUCCAGCAAUUCCGACUACAUAUUACUUCGCCGAUUAUGUUCUUUCUUCUGAGAAGGCUUCAACAGAGACUAUUGCUUUCGUGAGUAUCAUCCAACAAGUACGACAAGAUAUCGAGGAAGCGACACGCCUUUCUAUCUCAUCGGCGGUCUCAAACUUUCUGGAUGCUUACCCAAGCAAGCGAAGAUGGAUCGAGGAUUCCUUGCUCGAAGUGCGGCGUGCUCUCAAUGACAUUGGCAUGGAUAUGGACACAGCCUGGGGCCAUGAAGGAGAUGGAGGCACAGUUGCAUCGAAGCGCAAGCUUGAGUGGGGUCUGAAGAAUCAGAAGAGGCUUCUAAAAAAGAAGCAACAACUAGAUCGAUGUCAUACCCAGUUGACGGGCGCUAUUUACGUUAUGCAGACCGCAGAGCUGUGCGGUAAACCUGGGUCCAUCGCGCAAGAUCCCAUUUUCGAGGCUCCUGUGCGACCGUGGGUACCUUACGAUGAGAAGGAUGCGCUACGUGGACCUUAUUCGAGGCAAAAGAACCGGACAGCGAGUCACACUAGCUUGUUUGCGUCAAACGUCACUCUGGCAUCCGAAGCCGAAAAGCACGACGUUGAGACCAGUAGUGUCAACUCAGUGCCAGUGGAGUUGGCGGGUAGCACGCCGGCUGACUUGGACCUGGUGGAAAGUCGGAACUCACAGACCUUCCUAAGCCCCCGUGUGUCUCGCGAGUCGCAAAUCGAAACUCCAGCGUUGCAUAGAAGGCCGCGAGCACGUACAGACUACAAUCGGCAGUCCAAACCUCGAGAAUCAAGAUCUCGUACCUCCAUCGAUAUCGCUAUCUCUUCUUCGAAGGAUGCUAAUACAUCAAUUGAGCGCAACGAUUCUACUCUGUCCACCCAAGCAACAGUCGGCGUGCCCAUGGUAGCGAGACGAUACCGAGCAACUUCAAUCGACAUACAAAGACAUGGUGAGAAGCACAGGUCGUUGCCGUCGGAACUUCCGUAUCUAAAGAGCCAACCGUCACUUAUUGAUGAUUUAGCGGGUUAUGUGCUACCCAGUGCAGCAAGCGACAAGUUGCCGAGUAGAGAAUGGACAGCUUCGCCUACGCUGUCGGUUCCAUCCAUUUCCUUGACUUCGAGCCCGACAAUCGGUCACACAUUACCCGUAGUUCCCGAAACUACAUCAACGGCAGAUACUGUGACAAGUAGUCUGUCAAAUCUUGCAAUCGAAGCGGCUGAGGCGCAACUUCCCUUCAGGCAGCUGAUUCCAAGCAGUACAGGGCCCAUCCAAUAUCCACAGCAUGAGCGCCGAGACAAGGACACGCUUCCAGCGUGUAUAGAUGGUUCUAGCUCGCGAAGAACCAGCUCGGACUCUGCUGAACAUGCGACGACACCGUCAUCUUACUAUGCAACCUCGCUGCAUACGCUACGUUCACCCAGCUCUCUUGUCAAUGUUACGAUAUUUACCGAUGAUGAACCCGUCCGUCGACCGAGUAGUCAGCGGCCGUCGCAACGUAUGUCAAAGAGAAUGUCGCAAACUUCGAGCAGCAGAUCAGCCAACGCGGCGCCGUCACCCACGAUUACCACCGUUGCUGAAACCCUGACAGCACCUGUCCACUCGGAAGAGGUAACUCAUCAGGAUGGUACAUCACCUGCUGUUGCGCCCCUACCAUCGCCCCGGAUGAUCACGGAAGAUGCCUCUCAACCUACAUCAGUCAACCCAGCGGAGAUACCAGAACAGCUAAACGAUGACGAUGCUAUGCUCUCAGUCCUCCAAAAACGAUUAUGCAGCUACAAGCCUGUCAAAACAAUGGCAGAGGAUCUGGUGCGACAAGCCUCAGCUACUGAAGCAACACACCAAGUAGUCGAUACGGAGCAGCCAAUACUCUCGCCUCCCGUAUGGCAGAAACACCCGACUUCGACCUCGAAGCCAGACUUGCAAGUAGAUAGCAUACCUCCUACAUCACCCACUUCUGUGCAAGUAGCGGCCUCUCCAGUACCCUCAAAUGGAAGUCAAAAUGGCGAUGGAGAGAAAAAGCCCAUGUCAGCGCAAGCUAAGCGACGAGCUGCGCACGCACGAAGGAUGCAACUCGCUUUUGGUGACGGAUCGACGGCUUGA